Molecule: messenger RNA, 885 nt
Organism: Grosmannia clavigera kw1407
Lineage: Eukaryota; Fungi; Ascomycota; Sordariomycetes; Ophiostomatales; Ophiostomataceae
Product: zinc knuckle transcription factor
Exons: 6
Coding region: 1-885 (294 amino acids)
Biological process (GO): positive regulation of cytoplasmic translation
Cellular component (GO): cytoplasm
Molecular function (GO): mRNA binding; zinc ion binding; single-stranded RNA binding
Source: RefSeq, a predicted model, not a curated record
AUGGCGAACAAGGCUUUUUUUGAUAACCAAUACGAGGUCGAUCGUGAUGCCAUCCCGGACCAUUCUCCCGAAGAAGCUCUGGAAUAUCUCAUCCAAGCUAUCGGGGAGAAGGACCUUGGUGAUGUUAAAAUCGCUGUCCAGAUGUAUGUGAAGGCACUUCCAAAAACCACAUAUGUUGGCCUUGAAAAGCUGCUGCGAGCCAAAAACAUACCCCUCUUCCUCAUUGGGGUGGAGAAGAUAGACAUGGCGUCAACCUUCACCAAUAUGGACUUUCAAGGAAAUUUGGACAAACAGUUUAGCGUCACGUAUCGCUUCCAAAGUCGUCCGUCUCGGCCCCGCGAGAAAAACAUCUGGCCAACCAGUGCUGAGGAGAAUUUGGCUCGACUUGCCAACGGAGGGGAGCCUGUGCCUCGUGGUAUUCCCCUGUGCUCUAACUGCAAAGAACUUGGCCAUAUCAGUCGCAAUUGCCCGAUUGAAAAGCAGGAAAUACUCGACAAGGCUACAGUGACCUGCUACAACUGCGGAGAAACAGGCCAUCGUGUUCGCGACUGCCCAGAGCCGAGGUCGGCCGAGAACGUCGAAUACCGGAAGUGCGGUGAAAAACCUCGGAAUGUAUCCAAGAUGCAAUGCCACAAUUGCGAUGAGUACGGGCACAUAUCUAAGGACUGCCAGGUGCCGCGAAACAUGGAUCGAACACGGAACUUCAACGGCCAACAGACGGACCAUUUCCGUCCAGCUUGCAAAAACGAAGCAUCCAUGGAAGCGGGCGGUGAUGCUAUGAUGGCUAGCAAUAGCUUCAGCGGGCACAAUUUUGGCUGCGAAAGGGACAAUGCGCCCGAUGUGACUGAUGCUACUAAUGUGGUUGCUGGUGAUGGUGUAUGGUAA